Aptenodytes forsteri (emperor penguin) is the source of this 1567-nucleotide messenger RNA. RefSeq names its product cyclin L1 (gene CCNL1). Gene Ontology annotation, molecular function: cyclin-dependent protein serine/threonine kinase regulator activity. Gene Ontology annotation, cellular component: nucleus. Gene Ontology annotation, biological process: regulation of transcription by RNA polymerase II. NCBI's taxonomy places the organism in Eukaryota, Metazoa, Chordata, Aves, Sphenisciformes, Spheniscidae. The record is from RefSeq and is a predicted model, not a curated record.
CGAUGGCGACGGGGCAGGUGCUGUUUCAUCGGUUCUUCUAUUCGAAGUCCUUCGUCAAGCACAGCUUCGAGAUUGUUGCUAUGGCCUGCAUCAAUCUCGCAUCCAAAAUCGAAGAGGCUCCUCGUCGGAUAAGGGACGUGAUCAACGUGUUUCAUCAUUUGCGUCAGUUAAGAGCAAAAAGGACUCCAAGCCCCCUGAUACUUGAUCAGAACUACAUAAACACCAAAAAUCAAGUAAUCAAAGCAGAGAGGAGGGUACUGAAGGAGUUGGGAUUUUGUGUUCAUGUCAAGCAUCCACAUAAGAUCAUUGUUAUGUAUUUACAAGUCUUAGAAUGUGAACGUAAUCAAACCCUCGUACAGACAGCCUGGAAUUACAUGAAUGACAGCCUUCGAACAAAUGUGUUUGUUCGCUUUCAGCCAGAGACUAUAGCAUGUGCUUGCAUUUAUCUCGCUGCUAGAGCUCUGCAGAUUCCACUACCUACCCGUCCUCACUGGUUCUUGCUCUUUGGCACCACGGAAGAGGAGAUUCAGGAGAUAUGCUUAACAACUCUUAAGCUCUAUACCAGAAAGAAGCCCAAUUAUGAAUUCCUGGAUAAAGAAGUAGAAAAGAGGAAAAUGGCACUACAGGAAGCUAAACUGAAGGCAAAAGGCUUAAAUCCGGAUGGAACUCCAGCACUCUCAACACUGGGUGGCUUUUCUCCUGCAUCCAAACCAUCUUCCCCGAGAGAAGUAAAAACUGAAGAGAAGACUCCAGUAUCUGUGAAUACCAAAACCAUUAAAAAAGAGCCAGAGGAGAGGCAGCAAGCUUCAAAGAGCCCUUACAAUGGCAUGAGAAAAGAAAGCAAGAGAAGUAGAAGCAGCAGAAGUGCUAGUCGAUCUAGGUCAAGAACAAAGUCAAGGUCUCGAUCUCACACUCCUAGGCGGCACUACAAUAAUAGGCGGAGCCUGUCCGGGACAUACAGCUCAAGAUCGAGAAGCAGGUCCCGCAGCCACAGCGGCAGGGCGCGCCCCCACCACAAUCACGGCUCGCCACACCUGAAGACCAAGCAUAGCAGGGAAGAGUUGAAGAGUGCAAAUAGACAUGGUCACAAAAGGAAAAAAUCUCGUUCACGUUCGCAGAGCAAAUCCAGGGAUCACUCCGAUGCUGCCAAGAAGCACAGGCACGAGCGGGGACACCACAGAGACAGGCGCGAGAGAUCCCGCUCCUUCGAGAGAUCUCACAAAGGCAAACACCACGGUAGCGGCCGGUCAGGACACGGCAGGCACAGACGCUGAGGUUUGCACCUGCACCAGAGUCUAGUUAAGCCUGUAUAUAAUACAUGCCCCUUGCUCCAGAGCUGAAGAAGAGAAGUUAACUUCCAUGUAAAGCUGGAACAUCUGGUGAUGUGAAACAUCUAGACACCAUCUGCUCCAGGUUGCUUAGACCGUGAGCUUGCAGUCAGCUAGCAAGAAGUUCAGUGUUUGUUCUUCCAUGGACAAAAAAAGCUGUCUUCAGCUUUAUGGAUGGUGACCUUAACCAUGCAACAUCCUUGCCAACAACAGGCCAUAAAAUAAAUGGGUUUGGUUAC